GUUUCCCUGAAGUGGUGAACACAGGCUGCUAUGGGCUAGAGUUCAUAAUUUAAUUUCAUACUCGCGCAGUGAAAGAGGGAGACAUAUAGAUCAAUUAUCAAUGUCACCCAAGGCACGCAACUUCGAUGUUCAGCCAUUCUCACCUUAAUCCAUAUUUAAUUGCUCCUGCAUCUCUAUUUCUUUCUCUAUCGCUCGCUGUGCUCCUUUCCUUUUUCUGAAUCUCUCAUUCUUUCUGUCGGAAAACGGAGGGUGCGUGUGUGUGUGGCCAUGGCUGCGGCUGCAGCUGUCAUCGUGCCAUUGGGUCUGCUUUUCUUUGCCUCCGGCCUCGUUGUUAAUCUCAUUCAGGCAAUAUGCUAUGUACUUAUACGGCCUGUGUCAAAGAAUUUGUAUAGACGGAUCAAUAGGCUAGUCGCAGAAUUGUUGUGGCUGGAACUCAUAUGGCUGAUAGAUUGGUGGGCUGGAGUUAAGGUCCAACUAUUUACAGAUCGAGAAACAUUUCAUUUAAUGGGUAAAGAACAUGCGCUUGUCAUAUCCAAUCACAAAAGUGAUAUUGAUUGGCUUGUUGGAUGGGUUUUAGCUGAGCGUUCAGGUUGCCUUGGCAGCACUCUGGCUGUGAUGAAGAAAUCUUCAAAACGUCUUCCGGUCAUUGGCUGGUCCAUGUGGUUCUCUGAAUAUCUUUUUCUAGAGAGAAGUUGGGCCAAGGAUGAAAGCACAUUAAAGUCAGGUCUUGAACUCCUUAGGGAUUUCCCUCUUCCCUUUUGGUUGGCUCUCUUUGUUGAAGGAACUCGUUUCACACAGGCAAAGCUAUUAGCUGCUCAGGAAUAUGCAACCUCAUCAGGAUUGCCUGUUCCUAGAAAUGUUUUGAUUCCUCGAACAAAGGGUUUUGUUUCCGCAGUAAGUCAUAUGCGCUCAUUUGUUCCUGUCAUUUAUGAUGUGACGGUGGCUAUCCCUAAAAGUUCAUCAGCUCCUACAAUGCUAAGACUCUUCAAGGGGCAACCUUCAGUGGUGCAUGUGCAUAUCAAACGGCAUUUAAUGAAGGAAAUGCCUGAAACAGAGGAAGCUGUUGCGCAGUGGUGUCGAGAUAUAUUUGUGGCUAAGGAUGCAUUGUUAGACAGACAUAUAGCUGAGGAUACCUUUCCUGAUCAAGAGCUGCAAAAUAUUGGCAGACCACUAAAGUCUCUUCUGGUUGUAACCUCUUGGGCUUGUCUGGUUAUUGCUGGGGCUGUAAAGUUCCUCCGAUGGUCUUCAUUCCUAUCAUCCUGGAAGGGCGUUGCAUUUUUAGCUCUGGGUCUGACGGUGGUUACUGUCCUGAUGCAUAUUUGAUUCUGUUUUCUCAAUCAGAACGUUCUACACAUGCCAAGGUAAACCCAUCAAAGCCUAGAAACCGGGGAGACAAGGAAGAGUCUAGACGUGACAAAGAACACUAAUUUUACCCGCUUCUUCUCCAAAUCUUCCUUAUGAAAGGGCUUCUUCUACGGCCACAAUUUGGUGAGUUUAAUUUAGUGCCAGUGUGUUUGCUCUUUAGGGACUGGUGUUGAAAGCUUUGAAAAUUCACACUGUUGGAAUGUAUGUAGCGAUUCUUUUUCCGGUGAGAAAUGACCCAAACUAAGCCACCACCAAAUGGGUCGCAGGGGACCCCUUGAAGAAAUUCUUCCAUGUAGUUUGUAUGCUUAUCGAUUCAUUAGUUUUCUAAUUAAUUAAUGGGGAUUGAAUUUGUAUAGACGAUCUAGAAUGGUUGCAGAAGAAAGUUCAGAGUA
Messenger RNA from Neltuma alba, 1757 nucleotides. Its product is annotated as 1-acyl-sn-glycerol-3-phosphate acyltransferase 2-like. The record is from RefSeq and is a predicted model, not a curated record. Lineage: Eukaryota; Viridiplantae; Streptophyta; Magnoliopsida; Fabales; Fabaceae. Gene Ontology annotation, molecular function: 1-acylglycerol-3-phosphate O-acyltransferase activity. The transcript is spliced from 11 exons. Gene Ontology annotation, cellular component: endomembrane system. Bases 268 to 1323 code for a protein of 351 amino acids.